GUGCAAUAUUGAACCGAAAUCAAAAGACCAACAUAACGCUGCAAUGGUCUAGAGAGGCUUCAAGUCUAGGAUUUAGGAAAAGGCAUCUGAAAUCUUUUUGCGUCGAGAUUUGCGUCCCGUGGUAAAUCUCUUUACCUUUAAUUCGGCAACCAUGGCUCCCCCAUAUCCAACGAUUGCAAACGGUCUCCAGUUUCUCAACAGCUAUCCCCGCAGCAAGACAUCAUGGAAAUUUGGCAGCACUAUGAUUAUGUCAAUGACAGGAAUACUGUCUCGUUUUUUUCUCUACGGGUUUCAUAAGGUGGAAACUUCAGGUCUCAAAGAAUUUGAGAAUAUGCUGGACGAGGCGCGACGAAGAAAUCGAGGAGUCCUGACGGUUUCCAAUCAUGUUUCAGUCGUCGACGAUCCCGUCCUUUGGGGGCUGCUUCCAAUCAGAAAGAUGUUCAACCCGAGGAAUUUGCGCUGGAGUUUAGGCGCUGCCAACAUCUGCUUCACUACAUCAGUAACGAGCAAAUUUUUCUCGAUGGGCCAGGUUUUAGCAACGUACCGAUUUGGAACAGGCCCAUACCAGGGGUCAAUUGAUGCCGCGAUUAGCCUGCUUUCCCCGAAUAUGACCACUGCCCAGUUAAAGUCUGAAUCAUUCGCGUUUCCAGAAAAACAGCUCAGUCCUCAGUGGAUCCAUAUAUUUCCCGAGUCGCUCUAUUUUCACUGGGGAGUGUCCAGAAUCAUUCUGGAAUCCGAGGAAUUACCGGAAAUUGUCCCCAUAUUCCAUUGCGGUCUGCAGAACAUUUUCUCGGAAGACCGUGAAGUUAUGAAAUACAUUCCCAGAUCGGUGAUAUUUCCCAAGUUCGGGGCAAGCAGACAGAAGUUGAGAUUUAACUUUGGGCAAAAACUGGAUCCAGCAAUGUUCGCCAGUGAAAGAGAACAGUGGAAAAAAAUUCCGGAGACUGAAUACGAUGGGGAGGAGGCGCGAAAGCUUCGCUCUUUGGUAGCAGCCAAGCUUCGUGAAUCUGUUGUGAAAGUUAGAGACGGACUUGGUCUACCGAAAGAAGAUGAACGUCUGAAGGAUCCUGAGUUUUGGUCUGGUUUGGAUGAAAAAUCUGGUGUUAAAGUGGCGGGAAAAUAUGGCAAUACGUCGGUGAAGGUCAUAGAGAAAGAAGGUUGAGUGUGAGUAUUACGAGGCUCUACUAGAGGCCCGCAGUAUAUGUAUAUAGCAUUCUAGUACUACGAUAGAUAUGUGUGAAUUGGGUGAAAAGUUUUUGCGAUGU
This is a messenger RNA of Myxozyma melibiosi, 1265 nucleotides long. RefSeq lists its product as uncharacterized. The record is from RefSeq and is a predicted model, not a curated record. The transcript is spliced from 5 exons. Lineage: Eukaryota; Fungi; Ascomycota; Lipomycetes; Lipomycetales; Lipomycetaceae. Gene Ontology annotation, molecular function: 1-acylglycerophosphocholine O-acyltransferase activity. Gene Ontology annotation, biological process: inner mitochondrial membrane organization; cardiolipin acyl-chain remodeling. Gene Ontology annotation, cellular component: mitochondrial membrane. Bases 152 to 1162 code for a protein of 336 amino acids.